ACCGGAUGGCCAGUCUGACACUUCGUCGCUUACAAGCCGGCUUAGCAGACGACACUGCUCAAAGCUCAAUCUUCUGGUGAGGAAGCCUUCUUCGUCUUUGGAUUACAACCAGGUCAACAGACUCGACCUGGGCAUGGAGACCUUCAACCCCAGUGGAGGUCGAUCGACAUCCCGGAGGACAAGUCCAUACAGUUAUCGUGCACGAAGUCCUCGAUUACCAACUCCCGAAGCAUCCCACAGUAGCAAUGACGUCUCAGAGAACUAUGACGAAGGGCAUCGGGCCGGUAAUGCUUCUUUUGGGAUCGCAACCGCAGUCCUGCCCAAGGCAAAGAGCGGCGGCUGUCAGCAAGGAGGCUUGCAACACCGACUUGCGUCUCAAUCGCCUCCUUACUGCAGAUCAGAGUUGCCAAAGCCAUCUUUACCACCUCUCAGGACCGUCAUUAGCGACCACGUCACAAGUCCUCCGCAGACGCCUACAACAGUAGGCGCACCUCCCCAUCCCUGUCCCCGUGAACCGAUAUACACAGCAACGACCUACAGACCGCCUGCACUAUACCCUAACAAAAGGCCGCGGCUGGAGCCUCCGAGUGGCUCAGCGUCUCCGCUGCCAUCUGUAAAUCGCAUCAGCUUAUCAGGUGCAACACGUUCGCUGUCAGAUCGGGCAUUUCCUAACGCAGAGGUCCCGUCUUUCCGCGAGAACGACCCAAACAGGCGGUACUCUGUGCAGCACGAACUGCUUGUGCGACGCGACUCUGCGCCCUAUCCUCACGCUCCAUUGUCGUCCUUUCGGAGUGAUCCGAACUUCACGGAGUACGGCAAUAGCACCGCUAUCUCACACUCACGACCCUCAGGAGGGCUGCGUAACCUACCAUCACCCCGGCCAGACUAUGCAUUGCGAGGGCCCUCGGAUUAUGUGCCGAUAUCCACUCCAUGCGUGGACUUUCCCGGGCCUCUUACCAUGCGCGUUGGUGGGUCUGUGGAAUAUCUCGAGCGCAGCGACUCCCCGGCAAGACUGGCUUCUGAGCGAGCUGAUUGCUUUGAGCCCUUCAGAGGCGUCGAGCGUCCUCCUCACGACGAACAUGGUUCGAGGUCGGAGGAACACAACGGCAAUCCACAUCUGCCACUAAGAAGCGCACCACCAGUAGUACCACCAACGCGAUACGAAACGAUGCAUUGUCCGCCCUUUUUUACGCCAAGCCAGUACGAGUAUCAGCAUGGAAAAGCGCGAAAAAGGAGUAAUCUUCCGAAGUCAUCUACUGAGAUCAUGAAGACAUGGUUCGACCAGAAUAUCGCCAAUCCGUAUCCAAGCGAGGAGCAGAAGGCACACUUUUCGCGUAUUACGGGUAUCAGCAUGACCCAGGUCAGCAAUUGGUUCAUCAAUCAUCGUCGACGGUGUCCGGAGCUUCGCGACCGUCGGGAGCGGCAGCAAACUGGAGAUGGAGGUCUAUGAGCGUCUGAAUUUACGAGUAUCAGGAAUACGGCGCCACCAACAUGUACUACCACAAGACGCGUGGCACUGGUGAUUCGGAUUAUCUUGGAAGCGUUCCGUUCCAGAAGAUAUGCGUCUAGGCCGAAGGUGUUAUCGAAGUAUUAGCGUAGCCCUGUGC
Messenger RNA from Baudoinia panamericana UAMH 10762, 1607 nucleotides. RefSeq lists its product as uncharacterized. Gene Ontology annotation, molecular function: DNA binding. The record is from RefSeq and is a predicted model, not a curated record. Bases 134 to 1450 code for a protein of 438 amino acids. The transcript is spliced from 4 exons. Gene Ontology annotation, biological process: regulation of DNA-templated transcription. Lineage: Eukaryota; Fungi; Ascomycota; Dothideomycetes; Mycosphaerellales; Teratosphaeriaceae.